UAGCGUGCGGUUAGGUUGUGCUGUCGGAUCCGUCUGUGACGUGUGUGUUUGUGCGAGUGUUCUGUUCCGUUUGUCAACGACGAUGCUGAGGCUGCUGCUCCGGGACAGUGCAUCACUACGGCGCCUCCGCUAUGACUGAGGGGACGCGAGACACACAACUGGCGCCAGUACCUAGCAACCACGGCCGGAGCGACAUCAUCCUGCACUAGCGUGGAGAAGCGACGACGCAGAGGCAGGCAGCUCGCGCGGCGGCCGCACGCCUCGGGGCUCGAGCAGCGCUCGCCGGCGGACGACGCCGCGUUGUGCCGUGCCGGGCUGUUUCGUAAGGAGGGAAGCCGCGGCCCGUGGCUGCGUUGCGCAGCCGCCGCUGCCUAUCACAGCCGCGUCCGCUCGCGCAAGCUCGCCUCGCCUCGCCUCUCCUCGCAGUCUGCCCCGGAGGCGUUGUCCAUCUGUGCAGUCCCACCAGGCUGCCUUCAUCUAGUCAUACUCUGCGUACCAUGAUAUAGUUUCACGAGCAAACUUCCGCGUCUACGUUACUGUGCCGUGAUAAAAAUUUAAGUGCGCGAGUUGGUUAUUAAUAUCGUACUGCAGUGCGGGCAAGUGGAGUAAUAAACGCUUAUCAGUUUUCGUAUAAGAAACAGCGCUAGUGGACGGUGUGUGUGGCUCAGUGAUGCGUGUGCGAUGUAGCGGCCAGGCGUAGAGGCCACGAUGCACAAGCAGAGCGACGGGCAGCAAGAGGAGGUGGCCGAGGGCAACAGCGGCGGCGGCGGCGGGGGCGGCAAGCACUUCCGGGAGCGCACGCUGCGGACCAUCAAGCAGUCGCUGGGCAAGCUGUGGAAGCGGCGCUCCGUUACCAUCACAGAGUACGACCCCACCUACAAGGUGGCCUACCUGGGCAACGUGCUCACCGGCUGGGCCAAAGGGGAGGGCUGCGUGGAGAAGCCGGUGUCGACGCUGUGGCGCAACUACACGGCCAGCGCCAAGGCGGACGUCGCGAUGAAGGUGACGGUGACGGGCAGCGGGCUGAAGGCGGUGACGCGCGAGCACGGCCUCACCGAGUACUGGUCGCACCGGCUCACCUACUGCGCCGCGCCAGCCGCUUUCCCGCGCGUCUUCUGCUGGGUCUACCGGCACGAGGGCCGCAGGCUCAAGCAGGAGCUGCGCUGCCACGCCGUGCUGUGCAGCAAGGAGGCGGUGGCGCGGCGCAUGGCGACGCAGCUGCGCGCGCGGCUGGCGCAGGCGCUGACAGAGUUCAAGCGCGACAAGGUGAGCCGGCAGAACGCGCGCCUGUCGCUGGCCAACUCGCUGUACGACAACCCUUCGCUGCCGCGCCGCAAGCUGCUGCUGGCCACCGGCUCGCACAACUACCGGCCGCCGCUCGAGCGCUCCAAGUCGGCGCCCAAGCUGAUGGUCAUCGAGGAGAGCGCCGAGGAGGACGAGGACGAGGAUGACGACGACGACGAGGACGACGACGGCUGCGAGGCGCGGCACGCGGCCGAGGCGGCGCCGCUCGACAGGAUAUCCGAGGAGGACGAGCGCUACUCCCACCUCAUGGCCAUGCUCGACGCCGACCACGACGCUGAACACGAGCACGACCACGAUCCCGACGUGGACGACGCCAGGGACGACUGGGGCAGGUUCUCGCUGGAGAGUGGCAGCGGUGAGGAGCCGGGCUGUGGAGGCGGCGGGGGCGGCGGCGGCAGCGAGUGCGGCAGCGACGAGGGCACGUGCAGCCUGUCCAGCGGCGCCUCCUGCUCCUCGCCGGCCGCGCUCUGCCGCCACUUCAAGUCCCUCACAGAGCUGAGGCAGCCACUAUCCGCGGACUGUGACACCUGCGAGCCCGAAGGCAGCCCGCAGCAGCAGCCGGUGGUGGACUGGAGGCCGGGCGCAGAGGGCGCCGCCGACCUGGAGAGGCUGGCCGCUGCGCUGCGCCGCUCGGCCACCUUCCCGCCCCCCAGCAGCGCCGCCUCCGUCUUGGCCGUGACGGCAGUGCCACCCCCGCCGCCGCCGCCCCCGGAGGCGGUAGUCCCCAGAACGCCGCUGGGCGAGCCGGGCGUCGAACUGGACUCUCUGAGCGAGGAAGAGGACGAGGUGGCGCCGGACGCUGCCAGGGACGUGAAGCGCGACGAGGACAACGUGAGCGACGAGAGCGGCUACGCGGAGAUCAUGCUGGACGGCGGUGGCGCCAGCAGCACGGCCACAGCUUCGGCGCAGCCCGCCAGGGGCGCCUUCGGCGCGGCGUCGCCCGUGCGCUGCGUCAGGGUCUGACGCCUGCUCUGAGUUCGGUCCCAGCAGAGUUCCGCGAAAUGGCGCGUCGAGAAAUCUGUUUCACCAAAACGGGCGCUCGAGAGUUGACAAUCGAAGACUGAACAACUCUUGUCGAAAGUUGUGCCUACAGCCAGAUCACGGACUAUACGUACUUUCGUGCGUGCUACACGAAAGAGGACAAAAGUAAUUACAGCGGACUAUACCUGUCUCACAAUUUCAAACUAUUAAAAUUACAGAAAUGGAUGUUUAUAGAACCAACUACACUGGAUACUGCGAGGCAACUGAGCCUUUUACACUCUCCAUUUACUCAAAACGAGCAUUAAUUCAAUGAAUGACUAUGUUUUGGUGUCGCUGUUUGUGCAAUGAGGUUGCCGUGUGUGACCCAUUUGAGAUAAUGAUCCCUGAAUUGUAAUGCUUGGUAGCAUUCGCUAAGGGAGAUGUGGACUCCGUUAAAAUAAACCACCUGAAAGAUACUCUGUUGACGUAUGGCAUACACGAUCAAACUGUCGACAAUUUUUACCUUUACAAAAUUAGAUUCGGCUUCCGUGCCACUUCUUGCAACAAUUCGCCCAUAAUUAUGAACAUCUAAUUCAGCACUUACACAUCACAGUAGCAUCAGACUGUUAAAACCUACCCACAUUCAAUUUAUUACUCAAAUCAUUACACGAAUACCUUCUACACAGAAGAAGAAAUAGGUGUGUCUUUAAGACUCGACUUUUCCUGAACUAGACAUUUUUUCUGAAAGUGACAGACCUUCUUGCGUAGUUCUUGGUCUGACGAAACACGUGUAACUGCAAACAAAAUGUUUUCCCGUUAUUUCAACUAUUACAGAUGAAACGACAUUCUGGGAUAACACAGUAUAUACUGACAUAAAAAAGAUUCGUAACUGAUCAAAUUGCACUCUUUAAAGUACACACAGCAACAAAAAAUUGUGAUUAUAUAUGUUUUAUCUGUGGAAUCCUCUACUGCAUAUUGUCAAUUCUUCAGAACAUUUCAGUGAGUUGCUAAUAUUUUGUUGUGUGACAGGGCAUACAGACAAAUAUGAGACAUCUGCAAUGGUUCACACACUCUACUAACUGAGAAUUAUUUGUUUGGACAGAGUAAGUCAACAUGUUAGAUGGGUUGUAGCUGAAUAUUGCUCUCUCAGCUGGAUAGUCCUGCAAAUCUGGUUAUUGUAUGUGUGCA
Schistocerca serialis cubense is the source of this 3453-nucleotide messenger RNA. Its product is annotated as protein FAM43A. The transcript has 7 exons. The coding region runs from base 709 to 2268 and encodes 519 amino acids. NCBI's taxonomy places the organism in Eukaryota, Metazoa, Arthropoda, Insecta, Orthoptera, Acrididae. The record is from RefSeq and is a predicted model, not a curated record.